CCUUCAGCCAGGGCAGUUCAAGCGAUGUCAAAGCGGGGUAUUCCUGCAGUGCGGACGCCUGGCUUCCGGGGCCUUUUGGUGCCCCCCCCCCUCUGUCCCCAGUCUGAGGGGAGGGAAGGAGGGAGGGCUCGGUUUGGGAGCUCUGCCUUUAAGAGGCAGCCUGCAAGUGACGAGGAGGGAUGCACGGGGCCAUGGCAGGAUGGCAGCCGGCUAUAAAGGCAUUGUUCCACCUCCUCUCUCUCGCAUCUUCCCAGCUUGGCUCCGCUCGCUCUCCCGCCUCGGAAGACUGGGGAUAAAGCCCCGCCGACAAGGGAAGGAGAGCCCCCUGAAACGGAGGAAGAAGGGGCGAAGAGAGGGAGAAGGAGGAAGGCGGGAGGCUGCCUUUGAGCCCUUGCCUCAACAUCCUCCCUCCUCCUCCUCCUCCUCUUCCUCCGCUGCUGCUGCUGCUGCCGACAAGUGAGGAGGGCUCCUCGGUCCCUCUUUUGCGCUCCAAACUAAACGGUGCGGGUUGUUCUUCAGUCAUUUGUUGACUUGCCUCUGAGUCCCUUUUUCCCCUUAAAUGGCUUACGGCGACCCUCUGAUAAAUAAAGCAGGGAAGACGGAGAAGGAGGCGGAGAAGAGGUCCUCUCAGGGUGGCUGAAAGUGCAGAGAAGAGAAGAGAAGAGAAAGGGGGAGGCUGCAACCUCUGAGAAGCCAGAGGAAGAGGAAGAGUGGGCAAAGACAGACUGAGAGACCAGAGCGAGAGAAGUUCCCUGGGGGCCACUGCGGGCAACUCUAAGGCAGCCUUCCUCCUCGCGGCUCCCGCCAUGCUGCCCCGGUUUGUGCCGUUGCUCCUGCCGCUGGCUGCCAGCUUGCAAGCCGCCUCUUCCCCUUGGAGCCCUUCGGCACCUGCCCCGGCCUCCCCGCCUCCUCCUCCUCCUCCUCCUCCGUUGCUGCUUCUGCCUCCGGGCGCCGGGCUGGUGGAGAGCGUGGACCGGACCUACGCCGGCGGGGGCAAGGCGGGCUACCUGCUCUACGCCGCCGGGCAGCGCUUCCUCCUGGACCUGGAGGAGGACGAGCUCCUGGGCUCCACGGAGGAGGAGAUGGGGCGGGGGAGGAAGAGGAGGAAGGGGCGCUGCUACUACCGGGGGACGGUGGACGGCAGCCCCCAGUCCCUGGCCGUCUUCGACCUCUGCGGAGGCUUGGAGGGCUACUUCGCCGUCCAGCAGGCCCGUUACACGCUCCAGCCUUGGCGGAGGCCAGGGGAGGAGGAAGCGGAGGAAGGGGAAGAGGACAAGAUCUACGGCGACGGCUCUGCCCGGGUGCUGCACCUCUUCUCCAGGGAGCCCUUCAGCUUCCAGACGCUCCCUGCCCGGCCCAGCUGCGAGGCCCGCCAGGGAGCCUCCUCCUCCUCCUCCUCCUUGCCCCCGGGGCUGGCGGCGGGGCCGGGGACGGAGCUGGCCCCCAAGGCGGCGCUCUCGCCCGGCCUCUUCUCCCCGUCGCAGCCCAAGCGCUGGCGGAGGAGGCGGCGGCGGCGGAGGCGAAGGCGGCGGCGUCGUCGUCGGAGGCGCUCCCUCUCCCGGGCCCGGCAGGUGGAGCUGCUGCUGGUGGCCGACGCCUCCAUGGCCCGCAAGUACGGCCCGGGCCUCCAGCACUACCUCCUGACCCUGGCCGGCAUCGCCUCCCGCCUCUACGGCCACGCCAGCAUCGAGAACCCCAUCCGGCUGGCCGUGGUCAAGGUGGCGGUGCUGGAGGGCGAGCAGGAGAAGCAGGGCCCCGAGGUCAGCAAGAACGCCGCCGCCACCCUCAAGAACUUCUGCAAGUGGCAGCACCAGCACAACCAGCUCGACGACCAGCACCAGGAGCACUACGACGCCGCCAUCCUCUUCACCCGACAGGAUUUAUGUGGGCAUCAUUCAUGUGAUACUCUGGGAAUGGCUGACGUUGGAACCAUAUGCUCUCCUGAGCGCAGCUGUGCAGUGAUUGAAGAUGACGGCCUCCAUGCGGCUUUUACAGUGGCUCACGAAAUUGGACAUCUCCUUGGACUUUCCCAUGAUGAUUCCAAAUUUUGUGAAGAGAAUUUUGGUUCCAUGGAAGACAAGAGACUUAUGUCUUCCAUCUUAACAAGCAUUGAUGCUUCCAAACCAUGGUCCAAAUGCACUUCAGCAACAAUAACAGAAUUUCUGGAUGAUGGCCAUGGUAACUGUUUACUGGAUCAACCACGAAAGCAGAUCUUGGGCCCUGAGGAACUUCCAGGACAAACAUAUGAUGCCAUUCGUCAAUGCAAGCUGGCAUUUGGGUCUGAAUACACAGUGUGUCCUGGAAUGGACGUGUGCUCUCGUCUGUGGUGUGCGGUUGUUCGCCAAGGUCAGAUGGUGUGUUUGACCAAAAAACUCCCUGCUGUGGAGGGGACACCAUGUGGAAAAGGAAGGAUUUGCCUUCAGGGAAAAUGUGUUGACAAAACAAAGAAAAAAUAUUAUUCGGCUUCAAACCAUGGGAAUUGGGGGUCCUGGGGACCAUGGGGCCAGUGUUCCCGUACGUGUAGUGGUGGCGUUCAGUUUGCCUAUCGUCACUGCAAUAACCCAGCACCUAGAAAUAAUGGUCGGUAUUGCACUGGAAAGCGUGCCAUUUAUCGUUCCUGUAAUGUUAUGCCCUGCCCUGCCAAUGCUAAAGCUUUUCGGCAGGAACAAUGUGAAGCAAGAAAUGGCUACCAAUCAGAUGCAAAAGGUGUCAAAACAUUUGUAGAAUGGGUCCCCAAAUAUGCAGGAGUGCUCCCGGGAGAUGUUUGCAAACUCACUUGUCGAGCCAAAGGAACUGGCUACUAUGUAGUUUUCUCUCAAAAGGUAACUGAUGGAACAGAAUGUAGACCAUAUAGUAAUUCAGUCUGUGUCCGUGGCAAAUGUGUGAGAACAGGAUGUGAUGGCAUUAUAGGCUCAAAGCUCCAGUAUGAUAAAUGUGGAAUCUGUGGUGGAGACAACUCUAGCUGCACUAAAAUUAUGGGAACAUUCAAUAAAAAGAGUAAGGGCUACACAGAUAUUGUGAAAAUACCAGAAGGAGCAACCCACAUCAAAAUACGACAGUUCAAAGCUAAAGACCAGACUAGGUUCACAGCUUACUUGGCGCUGAAAAAAAGAAAUGGUGAGUACCUUGUCAAUGGGAAAUACAUGAUCUCAACCUCAGAAACCAUCAUUGACCUCAAUGGAACUGUCAUGAACUACAGUGGCUGGAGUCACAAAGAUGAUUCUCUGCAUGCGAUGGGACAUACAGGCACGAAGGAGAUCCUUAUAGUACAGAUUCUUGCCACUGAUCCAACAAAGCCAGUGGAUGUCCGUUAUAGUUUCUAUGUGCCAAAGAAACAAACCCAAAUAACAAACUCUGUCACCAGCAACAGCAGCAGCAGCAGCAACAAACUGGCACCUCUUCUCACACAACCCCAAUGGGUGACUGGACCAUGGCUUUCUUGUUCUCGAACAUGUGAUACAGGCUGGCAUACAAGAACUGUCCAAUGUAAAGAUGGGAAUGAGAAAUUAGCAAAAGGAUGUCCCCUGUCUCAAAGACCUUCAGCAUUCAAGCAGUGCUUGCUCAAAAAAUGUUAACCUGUGGUUAUAGGCUUCUUCAAAAGGAGUCUCAUUAAGUCAUAGUCAACACAUUGACAUAAGAUCUACCUGGGUGCAGACAAAAAAUGAACACUUCAAGAUACUUUCAUAUCGUCUGAAAUUAUGGGCAGAAUCUGCCUAUUUGGACCAAAUGAAGAUAUGCACUGCUUUGGGUUCUAGUGAGGUGAUCCUAAUAUGUCAAAUGCACUAAGCAUUAGUUGUUACAAGGCCCUUUGUAUCUGCAAUUAAGAAGAGGAUAAACCAGUGAAUGGGUGAUCAUGAGAUAUCUGAAGGUUACAGAACCAUCUCCCUUUUUUCACCUACCUCUAGCACAGUACAUCCUUAGACAACUUGUCAUACUUACCCAUGAUACCACAAUAGCUUAUUUUAUACUAUUUGUAAAUACUUUUACUUUGGUAUGUCACUUUAUAUCACUUGCUGUUCUUGUGAAAAAAUGACAGCUACUCUGUAUGACACAAGUGAUUGACCAAAGUGUGUCUGCAGCCAUUUUGGACUGCUUUACCUUUUAAAACAGAUGGCUGUGGAUAUUUUGCUAGAGAAUUAAGAGCUUGCUGCUUUAAAAAAAUACAUUUUUGACAACAGGAAAUACAUUUCCAUUCUAGGAAUUUCCUGACAACAAAGUUUUGUUCUAUCUGAAUGCCUUUCUAAUGAAAAAUGUCCGUAUAGGCACACCUCUGCAGUAAUAAAAGCAGCUGUUGGAAUGCCUCUUAAACACAAAGGGGAGGGGGGUACUUUUUCUGGAUUAAAAAUUUAUACUACAGGAACAAUGAAAAUUUCAAAAGGCACAACCCAGUUGUGUAGAGCUAGGGUCAGAACUGUGUGACCUUCCAGUUGAUGAUGGACUCCAGCUGCCAGGAUAUUUCACAACUGGUUGUGUUUGUUAAGGUUACUGGGGCUUGCAGUCCAAUCACACCUGGAGAGCUGAGUAAUUCUCACCCCUGGCACAGAACAGAGACAAAUAAAGAAGAAGACAAGGGGGAAGGAAUUCACUAUAUGGAAGCAGCAUGUACAACAGGAAUGGGAAACUGUCAGAGGCAGCUUUCCUUCAGGAAAAUUCAUCAGAGGACUAUGUAUAAAGAGCAGGCAGUCCAAACAGGCAGCUUCCUUCACUCUAUGUCCCUUUCUCCCCAUCCAGAACAGGCUGCCAGAGAUCUAACUUGAUUCCUGGUAAUGGGGGGUAAAAUCCAGGCCAAGGCCUGAAUAAGAUCCUUGGGGCCACAGGAUACAUGUCUCCAAUAGUGAGGAAGAAGAUAAUUCUGUAAGGCACCGAGUCAGGUCUGUGCCUGACAUCUUCUGACUCAGAUAUUCUGAAACUUGUUCAUAAUUGUUUUUCUGUUAGUUUCACUGUGGCUGCCAGAAAUAUAACAUGUAAUGAAUUUGUUAUCUACUGAAAAAGCUAUGAUGAAUUUCAAAAACACACCAUGUGUCUUGCAUAUAGCAAUACUUUGUACAAUUAUUUUAAUUUUGGGAUAUACCUUACCACUUAGAUUCCCCAAUCCAGAGAUCUACUUAUGAUCAGAUAUGAACAGAGGUUUCCUCUGUACAAAUUGCUUUAUUAUUUCUGUGAAGGAUGUGCUGUCUUUUGCACAUUAGGUCCUCCCUUCGAAUAGAAAGGGACAUUCUUUCAAUUGCACCUCAAAACUCAUAUGCCUACAAACAUUGGGGGAAUCCAUUCAGAUUAUUUGUUGUUGCUGUGGAUAUCUUAGUUUUAUUUUUAAAAAAACAAAAGGAGAAUUUUACUUUUGGACACAUUACAUAUUUUUAUAGAUGAAGAAUGCAGCCCUAUACCCACUUUCUUGGGAGAAAUCACUAUUUGAAUCAAGAGAAUUUACUUUUGAGUAGCCACAAACAGGACUGAGUAGACACUAAAGAGCCACAAGAAAUUCAAGUCACAUUUUGAUGUCACCACUCUAGCCAAUAUUAAAUAUUGCCUCAGAGCAGAGCAUAUUUUUUCCAAUCAUGGACAAAUAUUUUCCAUUUUAGAAAGUAACAUAAAUACUUCAUCUGAAGUCUAGCAAAAUAAAACUUUUGGAUCAUGUUUAUCUUUUAUGGAUGAAAGUAUUAAAUAUGGGGAUAUAAUAGAAAUGAAAAUAGAUUGCACCUCCGUUCUCAGUGCCUUCCAUAAAUGUUAUAAAUAUAGACAAUUCUAACUUUGUAAAUUUCCGUUAUAAUUUUUAUUGUUCAAUGGGAUCAGGCUUAUAGCCAGAGUAUCCAAAUUUAAUUUUCAUUAGAAUUUUGAUCUAAAACCUUUGCACAUGUAUGUUCGGCUCCAGAACCAGGUUCUGAUAUGAUCUGAAAUUGCGGUCAGGAUGCAUCAUCCUAUGCAUAACCUAGAUAUGAAGAAAAUAGUUCCAGUGUUAAACCACUCCAUUUAUAUAAGCCUGGUUGACUUGAGUGAGGAGAACCAUUGUGUAACACCCAGAGAAGGGGAUGGUUAGGUAGGGUGAACACUGCAACUCAGCAGUAAAAUUAUCACUUUACAGUUCCACUUCUGUUCUUAACUAGUUCUCUGACUUUGUAAAAGCCACUCGGCAAUGACUGGCACUUGUUCUUUCACAUCUCCAGAUUAUCACCAAUUAAACAAUGUAGGUGCCUUUAUUAGGAGCCCCAGUAUGGAGAUCUAACUAGUUGGUGUUUAUUUUUAAGCAUUUUUCUCCAAUGCUGUUCUAACUGUGUGCAAUUAUAUAUGAUUAAGUGUGGCAGAAUGUAGAUAGAAAUGCACAUUCAUUGAAUUUGGUUAAAGAGUAAUCCAUAUUUGUAUCAGGAGUGGUCAACUGUGGUGGGGCUGAGGGCUAAUUUCUCAACAUCAGUAGCCACUAUGGACCACAUCCAGUCCAGAGAUGCAGAUUUUUUUAAAGAAAUGGUCAACAUCAGUCCACUACUGGAACUCAUUUUUGGUUUACGGACCUUAGAUGGGGAUGGGGGAUCAAAAUUGGAUUAUCAAUGGAGUAAUUUGAGCAAAUGCUCCAGGCUUCUAAGUGGAUAGGGAGAUGCAAUACACUUCUUCAUGUAUGAUGUUGCUAAAGAGAGAAUGCUUCUGGAGAAACAGAAACUGUAGAUCUCCCCCUCCCUGGAAUAAUCACCAAGGCUUUAGUAUUUACUGUCUACUCUAGUGCUUUUUCUCAGAUGCAGGUGAGAGAAAAGGCAGUGAUGCUUUGGAGUCACUUACUAGGGUUCUGGCCAUAGCCACCCAGGUGUGGAAAAGGCAGGAUAUCCAUGAUUAUCUCCUUCAACAGAACUGAAAAUUGCUGGCUCUGACCCAAAGGGAGGCUCCUGUCUGCCCUGUAGUGCCACCAAACCCAAUCUGCUGUACCCCAGAUCAGGUCCUCCAAUGGGAGAAACUGCACAUAUGCAUAAAGGGACCCCAGAACGCCAGCUGUCUUAAUCCAAGUUUAGGCUCUGUAAUCUCCCCUAGGCAAAAACAACUGGUCCUAAAGGUAUCUCUUCUUUAUGUGUUUUUUUAAAAUAUGCCCAGAUGCUCUGUGGGGAACUGAGGGUCAGAAAAACCACCCUCUAGCCUUAUUCAGCCCACAAAGAUCUGGGCUGAUGUUUACGUUUUCAAUUCCUGAUUCAGAGAAAGAGAGAUUUACCUAUGGAUGAUAAUUUAUAUAGAAAGUUCUCUUCUAUAUUGCAGUACUAUCUGUGAUAUCUGCAUUGACAGUCUUUCUGUGAUCGUAGAGUUCAGAAAAAUAGUAGUUUAUUAACAUUCUUUGAGUCAUGCCCCAUUCCAGAUUUUGAAGCUUCCUGGAUUAAGAUUUUUGAGCUUCUCUCAUACCAUUAAAUCAAAAGAAAAAUUUCCUCAAGGAGAAUAAUCUCCCUGCUAAGGAAAGAUGUAGCCCCUUUUCCCCACUUUCUCUGCAAUUUCUCUCUGACAAAGAAGGUAGAGGUUGAAAGGUGGCAGCACAGAAGACAAAUCUCAAGCUGGUACCAAUCUUGAUAAUUUAUUCCGCCAAUAUAAUUUAAGACUUCAUUUUAUUCAGCAUCAUCUUCAAGUUUAGCUCUCUUUUUUGGUCACACACACACCCCAUUUACUUAAAUUCUUCAUAAAGAUAAUCUGGGAAGUGCUAGAAAUAUAUCAUGUAAUAUGAGUGAAUAACGUUUCUCAUACAUUGUUACUGCAGUAGUAGGAAGCUUUGGACUGAACAUAAUCCAUCUGUGUCCAAGAAAGGGAGAAUUCAAAGGAUUAAAGUUAAUAAACCAAGCAAAGAGGUGACACAGGGGUCUAAUUUAUAUGGCAUGGGGAAGUUAGACUUUGAUUUUUAAAAAGCAUGAAAAUAAUGUGAACUUCAGUUUCCUAGUUGUAGCAUGGCAGUCUGAUGGAUGUGACAUGUGGUAAUCAUGGUUAAUUUUGGCAAAAAACAAAAACAACUGAAAGAGGUCUUAUCUGAUUUGAUUUGUUUCCACACCAUGCUGUGUUACUACUUCUUUGUUAUACCUCCAGAUCUCCCACACUGCUUUGUGUGUCCAUUAAAAUGAAAAACUAGUGUCAAUUAUGUCACUUUAUACUUUCUCUGUUUGGCACUAGUUUGUUCCAAGCACUUGGGAUCUAUUCAAUGCCUAGUUAUUUUCUCUGAAAACUCCUAGCAACAUGAAUGUCUACUGAAAUCCCAACUAGUUUCAUGAUUCUGAGCAGCUCUGCAUUUGGUAGAGCCAUGCCAACUAGCCUCACUACUGAAUUGGCAAUAAAUUUCCAGAUUACCCUAGAAAAUAAACCUUAAUCUUCAACAACCCUCUGUGUUGCAGUGGUUUGGGUGUUGAAUUGAACUCAGGAAACCAGGAUUUGAAUCCCCAUUCAGCCAUGGAAACUCAGUAGGUGACCUUUGUCAACUUACACUCUCUCAGCCUCAAAGGAAGGCAAAUCUUGCCAAUAAAAAACAAUGACAGUUUUGCCUUAGAGUCACCAUAAGUGAGAAAUAACAUGAAGACACAUAACACACAUUAAGUAAUAGUAGUUUGAAGAUACUCCCUUUAAAAAAAACAUGUUUUGACAAAGCUAGAUGCAGCUGAAAUCCCAUAGAAACUGUUUAUUCCAUGAAAGGGAAGUUGGGAGAAGAUAUUGGUAACUGGUCACCAGUAUAAAAUUAAUAAUAGUAAUAUUUUUUUAAAAAUUACACACAAAAGUAAAAAAGCAAAUAGCACUGAAAAUAAAUAAUUUAUUGUUUUUACAAAUUGGUAUGUGAAUGAUGUAAUGGAUUUAUUUAUUCUUAUUUAAUGUGAAACACCAAUUGUGAAAAAAUUUCUAUAUUUAAAUUGUUUUGCUACCA
Sceloporus undulatus (fence lizard) is the source of this 8860-nucleotide messenger RNA. It is a transcript of the gene ADAMTS5, whose product is annotated as ADAM metallopeptidase with thrombospondin type 1 motif 5. NCBI's taxonomy places the organism in Eukaryota, Metazoa, Chordata, Lepidosauria, Squamata, Phrynosomatidae. The record is from RefSeq and is a predicted model, not a curated record. Gene Ontology annotation, molecular function: zinc ion binding; metalloendopeptidase activity. The transcript has 8 exons. Gene Ontology annotation, biological process: extracellular matrix organization; proteolysis. The coding region runs from base 807 to 3575 and encodes 922 amino acids.